AUGAUGGACUCGUCAAGCAAAAGCUUAACUCAGUAUAUACCCUCACCCAUGGGAUCUCUAUCAAGGCUAAAGCAGAAGGGUGUGGACAAUUUUCAGAAGGUGAAAAAAUCCGGUAAAUCCAUCUAUAAUUACAACUACUCAAAAUUCGUUCCUCAUCCAUUUUCAACUAUUGAUGAAAGUGUUAAACACUCUGAAAGUGGGCGGUAUGAUGAUUUGGAGAUAAUUCGUCCAACAAAAGAAAAGGAAGUAACAAGUUCUGUGUACAAAAGAAACAGUGGCAAGUCUCUGAAUACAGAAUCUCAGUUUUCACUGGGAGAUUCAGAUGCAGCCACUUUGGUGAAUUCAGUCGCUACUUUCAAGCUUAACAAUGCUUCUACAUCCACUUCACUGGUGUCUUCAUCUUCAACUGUAUGUUCUCAAGCGAAGUCCUCGUUACGUUCCCCAACAAGUCGUCUCAAUGAUACAAAAAUCAAAGAGGAAAACAAUUAUAUUUCCAGCGUGAAAGACUAUUGCGGUCCAAUGAGAAAAUCCAUGGUAAAGACGGAAAUCCUCAUUGAAGAACCUUUGAAUCCUACUACCGAUAUCAAGUCUUUUAUAAACUCAUACAACCAUGGCAAAGCGUAUAGUCUAGGUGAAACUCAACAUUUACAUUAUUAUCAGUUGCCAUUCCCAUGGAGGGAAAACAGAUACAUAAUCCAUGGCUAUAGGUUUUACAAUACCCAUUCCAAAUCUUUGUUGUCUAUCUUUAACUGGUACGGCUGGCAUAAUGAAACUUCAAAUAUUUGGUCUCAUUUGUUAGGAGCCAUUUAUAUAAUCUACUUGGCAAUUUACGAUUUCCCUCAGUCUGAAGUUUGGCGGAAUUCCCAGGUUCCACCACAGGCUAGAUGGAUUGUUUUCAUGUUUUUGGCAGCUGCGUUGAAAUGUAUGCUAAGCUCCGUGUUUUGGCAUACUUUCAACGGAACGUCCUUCUUGAAGCUACGUUCUAAAUUUGCGUGUGUCGACUAUAGCGGUAUUACGAUCUUAAUUACAGCUUCGAUAUUGACAACGGAGUUUGUUACCAUGUAUUCAUGUUACUGGGCGAUGUACACUUACAUGAGUAUUUCUCUGGCGCUGGGUGUAUUUGGUGUGUUUAUGAAUUGGUCGCCUCGCUUUGAUAGACCUGAAGCAAGGCCAUUAAGAAUUAGAUUCUUCAUUUUGCUGGCUACUAUGGGUGUAUUGUCGUUUUUACAUUUGAUAUUUUUGACUGAUCUUCAUUAUGCUGCAACGCUAUUUAGCCCCGUCACAUACAAAUCUGUUGUUUGGUAUUUGGUUGGUGUGGUAUUUUACGGUUCGUUCAUUCCUGAACGGUUCAGAUCUGACGUUCAGGUUGAUAAGACCAUUCCAACAAACUACGAAUUAUCUACUGAUUUAGAAAUCAUCACAAAGCAAAGGGAAAUUCAUUUUAGAGAGGUGCCAACAGCCCAUUCCAAAUGCAGUUCCUGUCCGUCUCAUGCCAAAUCAUUUAAAUCUCUAUGGUGGGUUGACUAUUUUGGUUGUUCGCACACUUUUUGGCAUUUCUUCGUAGUGUUGGGUGUCAUCGGCCAUUAUAGAGCUAUUUUAGAUAUGUUUGCCAAGAGGUGGAUUUUGUCAUGA
Molecule: messenger RNA, 1632 nt
Organism: Saccharomyces cerevisiae S288C
Lineage: Eukaryota; Fungi; Ascomycota; Saccharomycetes; Saccharomycetales; Saccharomycetaceae
Gene: IZH3
Product: Izh3p
Exons: 1
Coding region: 1-1632 (543 amino acids)
Cellular component (GO): endoplasmic reticulum membrane; membrane
Source: RefSeq, marked reviewed